AAAUAUCAACAAUUAAAUUGUUCAUCCCAAUAUGGAGGAUCUCCGGAAAGACCAUUAAUAAUGGAGAUGUUUUAUCCUUUGUAAUGUGCCAUAAUGAUUGACAGUGGUAAGAUUAGUAAGACUCUCAUGCUGCUAGAUUAUGUGCUCGGUGUGAAUAGGUGAUUCUUUGUACAUUAUUUUGUGAUUUUAGGGAGGUUAUUCGAUCGAAAUGAGUCGCGAACAAGAUUGUGUUGACCGUCUCGAUGGUCGCAACCUUAAUGGAUCUCAAGCCAGCUGCCCAGUGGCAGUGCCCGCUACCUCCGGCGGAGUUAGCAGUGAGGUGUCCGGACAUGCAAGAAUGGUGCUGCGAGAAAUGCAUAGCUUGCAACAACAUGGUCAUCUGUGUGACGUCGUUCUUAGAGUAGACGGCCAUAAAGUGAAAGCCCACAGAGCUGUAUUGUCUGGAUGUAGCCCAUAUUUCAAAGCCAUGUUUACUGGAAAUUUGUGUGAAAGUGAAAAAGAAGAAAUCGAUCUGAAAUCGGUCGAUAAAACUGCAAUCAACGUGCUUGUAGAUUUUGCCUACACUGGAAGAAUUGCAGUUACCCAUGCCAAUGUCCAAUCCCUCUUGCCAGCUGCCAAUCUUUUUCAAAUGCAUUCUGUGAAAAAGCUGUGCUGCGAGUUCUUACAAGCUCAACUCCAUGCCACGAAUUGCCUUGGGAUCACCCAUUUCGCUGAAGUCCAUGCAUGCAGGGAACUUCAGGCCUUCGGGGACAAAUUUAUCGCUGCUCAUUUUCAAGAACUCAGCCAGAGUGAAGAGUUUUGCCAACUGAUCUUUGAAGAGUUGACUAAAAUACUCUCGCGAGAUGACCUCAAUGUUUCCUCGGAAGAAGUCGUCUUCGAUGCCCUGGAUACCUGGUUGAAUUACGAUCCUAACAGACGACAGUGCUACCUGGGAAGAGCUCUCCAGUGCAUUCGCUUGCCCCAACUCACCCACAAGACCUUAACAAAGUUAUACGAGACCCACCCCUUUAUCAAGGAGAAUGAUCUGUGCCAAGAACAGGUGAACAAAGCACUGCAAUACCACCUCAACACAGAGGACCGCCUUUCAUUGGCCAAAAAGAUGAAAGACAAGUUGAAGAGAAGAGGAGAGUUAGAGAUGUUUUGUGCUGUAGGAGGCAAGAAUGGCUUAUUUGCAACUCUUGACAGUGUUGAAGUUUACCGAUCUGAGACUGAUAGCUGGAGUGAGGUAGCCUCACUGAACUGCAGACUCCAGGAGUGCGCUGCUGCGGUCGUCAACCAGAAUCUCUACGUCAUCGGGGGAGUGCGUUGCCAACUCAGAAAUGGGACCUCGUAUCGCUGCUAUGACAACGGCGUCGAAAGAUGGCAACCAGACAUUAACACAUGGAGCACAGUAGCCAGCAUGCACAUGUGUCGUAGUAACCAUGGCGUAGCGGUGCUCAACGGGAAGAUCUACGCCCUUGGGGGAUAUAAUGGAGAGUCUUACAUGAAGAAUGUAGAGGUGUACUGUCGGAAGAGCAACCAGUGGAAAAUGGCCACACCUAUGCUUGAGCGUAGGAGUAUCUUCACCACAGCGGUCGUUGAUGGCAAGAUCUAUGCCAUUGGUGGAUAUGGGCCUAAUUAUCUUAACAGUAUGGAGAGAUAUGAUCCAGACAAAGACUUCUGGGAGAAGGUGGCCCCUCUCACUGACCGUCGGAUUAACUUUGGGGUUGCUGUUCUCCACGGGUUCAUCUAUGUUGUAGGAGGCCACAACGGGGAGCAGUAUCUAAGCAGUGUAGAGCGGUAUGACACGCACCAGGAUACCUGGAAGACAGUCGCCUCUAUGGGCAUACCAAGGACAGGUCUUGGAGUGACCGUUAUGGGUGGACACAUCUAUGCUGCAGGUGGUCACUCUGGAGCGGCCUAUCUUGACCGGGUGGAGAAGUAUGACCCCUUCACGGACACCUGGACCCUGGCCAAGACAAUGCUGAAUUGCAGGUGUAACUUUGCCUUUGCUGCCUUGUAAGUCAAGAAUCAUACGAACCCAUACCCUGUAUGUCCUUUUACCACUGACCAACCUCUGCCUGUACAUGUAAUUCGGGAGACAGAAGGACACAAAUGUCUUCGUUAAAGCCCCACCGCACUAGUUUGGCCAGGAGGGAUUAGACCUCCCUGCAGGGUCACUGACAGGUUGUUAUCUCAUCAAAUCAGCUCUCAAUUAACAUAAGA
Strongylocentrotus purpuratus (purple sea urchin) is the source of this 2205-nucleotide messenger RNA. It is a transcript of the gene klhl28, whose product is annotated as kelch-like protein 28. The transcript has 5 exons. Bases 209 to 2002 code for a protein of 597 amino acids. The record is from RefSeq and is a predicted model, not a curated record. Gene Ontology annotation, molecular function: protein binding. Lineage: Eukaryota; Metazoa; Echinodermata; Echinoidea; Camarodonta; Strongylocentrotidae.